Molecule: messenger RNA, 3470 nt
Organism: Cydia strobilella
Lineage: Eukaryota; Metazoa; Arthropoda; Insecta; Lepidoptera; Tortricidae
Product: beta-1,3-galactosyltransferase 1-like
Exons: 2
Coding region: 134-1267 (377 amino acids)
Cellular component (GO): Golgi membrane
Molecular function (GO): hexosyltransferase activity
Source: RefSeq, a predicted model, not a curated record
GAAUAAGUAGUGCGAAAGUGUGGUGUUGUGUAGAGUUGCAGGUGGACAGCGUGGCGGGAAGGGUGCGGCGGUGACGCCACCGGCGCGCCCCCAGGGCGAGGCCGCGCCGCCCUUAUAGCAUACUUGACGCACUAUGACUUCUGCAGGCAAACCAAUACCUUCAUCCGCCUCCGCGUGUCUCAACAUGCGGUGGUGGCGCGCGCGGCUCGUGCCGCUCGCGGCGCUGGUCGCGCUGUCCGCGCUGCUGCUGCUGCUGCUACCGCUGCACCCGGACCCGGACCCGCCCCCGUCGGCCCUGCCCCGCGUCACGCUCGUAUCAGUUAUGGCGCCGCUUGCAAUCGAAGCGCACGACCCGUCGAGUCCCGUGAACGAAGCGCGACCGACCCUGCCCCCUGAGUGGACAAGUGACAAGGACGACGAAGUGCUCCCCGCGGGCGCGGUGCGCACGCGCGACUGCUACGUGCCGGGGCACGCGCGCGCGCACGCCGAGCUGUGCCCGGCGCACGGCGCGGGCACGCGGCUCGUCGUGCUCGUGCCGUCCGCGCCAGUGCACUUCCGCCAGCGUGAGGCCGUGCGCCUCACGUGGGGGCACGCGGCACGUCGCGCAGACAUCACGCUAGCUUUCAUGCUGGGCGCGCCGCCGGCCGCUCUGCGCGCCGCCGUCGACGCCGAGGACAAGCUCUACGGCGACGUCAUCGAGGGCCACUAUGUGGACAGCUACGGGAAUCUCACUCUCAAAACCCUGUCGAUGCUGGAGUGGUUCGUCACGUACUGCACGCUGGCGGCGCGGCUGCUGAAGGCCGACGACGACACGUUCAUCAACGUGGACGGAGUGCUGCGGUUCGCGGAGGCGCCGGCGCGCAGUCGCGCCGCGCGCACCGUGUGGGGCAAGGUGUGGCGCGUCGGGCGGCCGGCGCGCAACGCCAGCUCCAAGUUCUUCGUGCCCGCGGAGGAGUUCCCGUUGGCGACGUACCCGCCGUACGCCAACGGGCCGGCGUACCUGGUGUCGGGCGACGCGGCGGGCGCGCUGCUCCGCGCGGCGCUGGGCGCACGCUGGCUGCGCAUGGAGGACGUGCUGGUCACGGGCGUGGCGGCGGCGCGCGCGCGGGUGCUGCGCGCCGACGCGCCGGCGUUCCUGCGGUGGCGCAAGGACGUGGAGCAUGCGUGCGCGCUGCGCGAGGCGCUGGCUGUGCACCAGGUGUCCUACGCCGACCAGUUCGACCUCUGGCGCAAGCUGCACGACCCCUACGUCAAGUGCCCCCCUUAGCUAUUGGUUAAAAUAUUCAAAUGAUUUUUACGCCUAAAAACCUUAAUCUGUUAAACAAUAGUUAUUUACGAUACAAGUGCGGAAAAGAGGAAAUUCGAAACGAGUGGCGAUAAAUUAAAACACGACCGCAGGGAGUGUUUUAAAUCGACACGAGUUGCGAAUUAUCUUUUCGCACGUGUAUCGUACAACGUUUUACAGUACAUAUGGCCCUUUAAACUUUCGACAUAUGCACGAAAAGUGCUCAUUCCCGCACUAGUGCGAAAAAGUAGCACCAUAUGUACUGUAAAAGCCAUUGUUUCCUUUAUGCUAGCGUAUCUGAGCGUGUGCCAAAGCAAAAAUGCCAUAUAAAAAAGCGGCUGUAUCGUGGUGGUUCUAAGGUUCAAAUCAGGGACCGUUACCGCUUACCGGUAUAACUAAAAAUCAAAAUAUCACAUACCUUUCACAGUAUUCCUUUGAUAUUAUAGAAUAGUAUUUAGGUAAGCAUGAUGAUUGACCACAUUAGCUAAAUUAAGUGCAUAAAUAUACAUAAACAACCGUGAUACCGAAAUCGAAUACCGGUUUAAAUAAACCAAAUGUAUGAAAAAUAUACCGGUAUUAUUAUUACAUAUAUUUGAACCUUAAAACCACCACGAUACAUCCGCUAUUUAAACGACAUUGUAGCUUUGACACGCGCUCAGACACGGUAGCCGGUAGCCCACCUCUCACACAAAAGAUAUUUGUUUUUUAUUAGGCCAGGAAAUAAAUGCCCAAAAAAAGGUAUAGAGGGAAAUGCUCGGAACACAAUUAAUGACUUCAUAGCUUUAUUUGGACUAGUUAGUAGGUGAACAUAUCAAAAGCCCCCGGCCAUAACACUGGUGCUAGGGGGGAGAGGGGGGUUUGAAGGUUCCAUUUUUGGGUUUUUCGAUUAUAUCUCGGAAACCAUGCGUCUGAGCGACUUGGCCACUUAUACAAAAUGAAAAGAGAUUUAAUUUGUUACAAGUUUUAUUCAGUCAAGUUUUUCGAUAUCUUGUAUAGUAUACUGAUUUAAACUAACACGAUGUGUGUAGGCAAAGUGACAACCGUAGCGUACAAGUUAAUAAUCAAGAUCAAGUGCGGGUAGUUCGCAAAACCCGCGCGGCAAGAAGAUGUUGAUACAAUUCCUCGCCAGUCUACCUGUACCACGAACGUAACGUCACGUUCGAAACGUCAGGCUAUAAAUAAACGUAAGUUUGUACGCGAUUAAGUCCCAUAUUAGUUUUAAAUUAUCUUGUAUAGUUUUUGAGAUAUCCGCUCUUGAAGGUUUAUUUAGGGCUCUCAUUUUUAUCCUGAUUAUCUACAUCAGUGAAGCUGCUAGGCUGGGUUUGGGAUCGUUUUCGUAUAAAUCGGGGGUGCUGAAUUUAUUUAUGGUAUCAACAAUGACACCAUUCCUAAGUAAAAACAAAAUUUAAAAAAAUGAUUUUUUAUGAAACUCCUCUUUACGCUUAAACCGCCGAACCGAUUUCGUUGAAAUUUGGUAUAGAGAUGGUUUGAGUCCCGGGACAGUACGUAGGAUAGUUUUUAUAACCAAAAUCAUCUUUUAAGGGUGUGAAAAGUGGGGUGGAAAUUUGUAUGGGGAAUCAAUAAGCGCUGAACCUAUUUAAAUAAUAUUUGGGAUGGUCUACAUGUUUGACUUAGUUGAUAAUGAUACCAAACAUGACUUCAAACCUAAGUUUAAACAGUAUUAACCUCAGGAAUUCAACUUCGGCGAAGAAGCUGAAUUCCCCUCACACCAAAUUUCACACCUUCAAAGUAUGAUUUUAUCCUGUCUCGGGACUUAAAACACCUAUUUACCAAAUUUCAACUAAAUCGGUCCAGCGGUUUAAGCGUGAAGAGGAGUUUAAAAAAGUUAUUUGUUUAAAGUUUAUAUGUUUUUACUUCGGAAAGGUGUCAAUGUUGAUACCAUAAAUGAAUUUAGCACCACCGAUUUAUACGAAAACGUUACCAAACCGGGCCUAGCAGCUUUACUCAUGUAGAUAGUCAAGAUAAAAAUGAGAGCCUUAAAUAAACCUUCAAGAGCGGAUAUCUCAAAAACUAUACAAGAUAUCGAAAAACUUGACUGAAUAAAACUUGUAACAAAUUAAAUCUCUUUUCAUUUUGUAUAAGUGGCCAAGUCGCUCAGACGCAUAGUUUCCGUGAUAUAAUCGAAAAACCGAAAAAUGGAACCUUCAAACCCCCCUCUCCCCCC